AUGUCUAAUCUAGACGUUGAGGCACUGCUCGACGCUACGGCUAAGAACCCAGAGAAAAAGCCGAAGAGCCCUGAUGCUGAACGUUCCAAAGAUGAUGAACGUGAUGGCAGCCGUGUGAGAGACAGAGAUCGAGACUACGAUCGUCGCCGCCGAGAUCGUCGAGACUACAGCCUUACUCGAAGCCGCCGAGAAACACCUGAUGCGGGCACUCCCCGUAGCGACACUGGCAGCCAUAAAAGUAGGCGGAGAAGCAGGAGUCGUGAUGAUGACCGCCGUCACUCACGCCGCCACAGAGACGGCGACUACUAUCGCGGUGGACGACGCUCGCGAGAUAGACGAGACCGAUCCGACCGUUACUCUAAUGAUUACGGCCGUGGCAGAGAUGAUGAUCGUAAUGAUACACGCAAUGAGGGAGGCAAUGCCCCGCUUACGGAAGACGAGCGAGACCGACGCACCGUCUUUGUCCAGCAGCUUGCUGCUCGAUUGCGGACUCGUGAAUUGAAAGAAUUCUUUGAAAAGGUCGGAGCUGUUAAUGAGGCUCAGAUUGUCAAGGAUCGAAUCAGCGGACGGUCCAAAGGUGUCGGCUACGUUGAGUUCAAGAAUGAAGACUCGGUUCAGCUAGCCCUCCAACUUACCGGACAGAAACUCUUAGGCAUCCCUGUCAUCGUACAGCAUACGGAAGCCGAGAAGAAUCGCCAAGCUCGCAACCCAGACUCAUCGAAUGGCCACCCCAAUUCCAUUCCCUUCCACCGCCUCUAUGUAGGGAACAUUCACUUCAAUGUCACGGAGCAAGAUUUGCAAGCUGUAUUUGAGCCAUUUGGAGAACUGGAGUUCGUUCAACUCCAAAAAGACGACAACGGACGCAGCCGUGGCUAUGGGUUUGUUCAAUUCCGAGACGCAGGUCAAGCUCGCGAAGCUUUGGAAAAGAUGAAUGGCUUUGACUUGGCUGGUCGUCCUAUUCGUGUUGGCCUUGGCAACGAUAAGUUUACCCCUGAGAGCACUGCCAACCUAAUGCACAAAUUUUCCGGUGGCCGUGGCCAGCAGUCUACAUUUGACCGAGCUGGAGGCCGCGAUAGCGAAAAGACUGGCGGUGCUAGCGCUUUGGAUGACACAGACGUUGCUGGUGUCAACUUUAACAACUAUAGUCGCGAUGCAUUGAUGAGAAAGCUUGCCAGGACCGACGAAGCCCCGACCAAUGGCAAUGACGAACGCCAACAGAUCCUCAAGCCCAAAACGGAGACGAAGCCCCUCCCUGUCAACGUCAACAUGGCGAGCCGUUGUGUUGUGUUGCACAACAUGUUUGACCCCACAGAAGAAGAGGGCGACGACUGGGUCAAGGAGCUCGAAGACGAAGUUCGCCAGGAAGCCGAAGAACGAUAUGGACAUGUUGUUCACAUCUCAGUCGAUCCGAACUCCAAAGGAGAUAUUUAUCUCAAGUUUGACAAAGUCCAAGGCGGUGAAAAUGCCAUCAAGGGUCUCAACGGUAGAUACUUUGGCGGCCGAAUGAUCGACGCGUCACCUGUUGUAGACGCCGUCUACAGCAGUUUGUUCUCUCGCACCCGGGCAAUCUGA
Messenger RNA from Trichoderma breve, 1572 nucleotides. Its product is annotated as RNA recognition motif domain-containing protein. NCBI's taxonomy places the organism in Eukaryota, Fungi, Ascomycota, Sordariomycetes, Hypocreales, Hypocreaceae. Gene Ontology annotation, cellular component: nucleus. The record is from RefSeq and is a predicted model, not a curated record. The transcript is spliced from 7 exons. The coding region runs from base 1 to 1572 and encodes 523 amino acids. Gene Ontology annotation, molecular function: RNA binding. Gene Ontology annotation, biological process: mRNA processing.